Molecule: messenger RNA, 1971 nt
Organism: Petromyzon marinus (sea lamprey)
Lineage: Eukaryota; Metazoa; Chordata; Hyperoartia; Petromyzontiformes; Petromyzontidae
Source: RefSeq, a predicted model, not a curated record
AUGUCGCCCUCGUGUGGACAAGCGCGCAAUCAGAACUACUUCGACAUUAUCCGGCAGCUCUCGCUGGGUGAGAAACAGCUGGCGACCUUUGACCUCACCUGCCGCCUUCUCUCCCACCUCUUCUGGUUCGGAGACCUCAACUACCGUACCGACAUGGAGUACGCGGACAUCAUGAACCACCUACGUAGGCGAGAGUUCGACUCCAUCCUCACCAUGGACCAGCUGAACAAGGAGCGCGAGUCCACACACAUCUUCAACAAAUUCAACGAGGAGGACAUCACCUUCCCCCCAACCUACCGCUACGAGAAGGGAUCCCGGGACGUCUACGUUUGGCAGAAGUUCAAGACCACAGGGGUGCGCAAGAACGUCCCGUCGUGGUGCGACCGCGUGCUGUGGAAGUCUCACCCCGAGAUGCACAUCGCCUGCAACUCGUACGGGUGCCCUGAGGACAUCGUGACGAGCGACCACUCCCCGGUUUUUGCGACGUUCGACGUCGCAGUCACCUCCCAGUUCGUGUCCAAAAAAGUGGAGGAGCCGGGGUCGGUGGGCCAGGCCAUGAUUCAGUUCGACUCUGUCAAGGUGAUCCUCAAGACGAGCAGUCGCUCACACUUCUUCAUCGAGUUCUACUCCAGCUGCCUCGACGGUUUUGAGAAGACGGAGGAGGGCACCAACAUGGCGAAUGAGACCGUGGGGUUCCUCCACCUGAGCUGGAGCGCUGAGCAGCUGCCAACUCUACACCCCAUGAUCUCGGACUUUGAGUACCUGCAGGACCAGCACCUGCUGAUGAGCGUCAAGCUCGCCGAUGGCUCCAACGAGUCCUACGGCGAGUGCUGCGUGGCGCUGCGUUCGCUCAUCGGGGGCUCCAUGGCUCAGCUGGAGACGUUCCUGACGCACCACGGGGAGGACACGGGCAGCGUGCGCGUCAACAUGGCCGUGCACGUGCCCCACGAGCGCCGGGCCACGCGCGAGCGCAUCUACGACUGGAUCCGCGUGGAACGCGACGAGGCCGGAGCUCACGGCAAGACGAAGGAGACAAACACAGCCGACACGCAGCCUGCAACAUUCCGGAACGCCGCUGAUUCCGAGGCCACUGCCUUUCCGUCGUCAACAUCGUCAUCAGCAUCGUCAUCAUCAUCAUCAGCAGCAGCAGCAUCAUUCUCAUCGGCGGCGUUGGCAUCGUCAUCAUCCGGCGCGGGUGGUGAGACGCCGCUCUCUGCCAACGCGAUCCCCACGGUGGCCGCGGUCAGAGGUGGCGGAGGAGGAUUAGCGGCACGAAGGGAGAGGCCACGUAGCCACGUGUCCCCCACGCGGAGUGGGCCUCUGCCCACGGCCACGGUGGCCGGGCCCGGUGCGGCCGGCCCCGGCGUCACGCCGGGCGGCCUCUCUCCAUCGCAGUUCCCACCGCGGCCAUUCUUCUAUGACGACUGCACUCCGGCCGUGUCGGAGCUCGUAGACAACCCCCUCUACGCCUCGUCUAAACAGGUGCGCAACGUGCAACCGGAGCUCAAGGGCCUGCCGGGCGACGGCAGGGCACGCCAGGCCAGGUCCUUCCUCGGCGUUCCCGAUCCUCCCGUCGGCACCGCCGCCGGCGCCGCGUCCUCUUCGGCGUCCUCGUCGGCGUCCUCGUCCUCGUCCUCGUCGUCAGCGGCAGGUCCACCUCAUCCAUCGUCGUCGCCAUCGCCGUCGCCAUCAUCAUCAUCAUCAGGCGGCGGCGGCAACGUAGGUAAGAGGCACGGCGUGCCGGGCCCCAACAUCUCGGACCUGGCUCGGCAGGCCAACAAGAAGGCCGGCGGGAGGCCCCCUGUGGCGAGCGCCGCGGCGGGUCGCCAGCGGCCCGUCAAGCCGCCGGUGCCCUCGCCGCCUCUGCCGGGCCACCCGCUCAACCGCGCCCAGCACCAGCCGGGCUGCAGGCCGCUGUCCCCGCGCGUGGCCGAGCCGCCCGCGGGAGGAGGAGGAGACGCACGAUGGUGA